Messenger RNA from Lasiodiplodia theobromae, 1710 nucleotides. RefSeq names its product Sugar transporter. Gene Ontology annotation, biological process: transmembrane transport; carbohydrate transport. The transcript has 7 exons. Bases 1 to 1710 code for a protein of 569 amino acids. Lineage: Eukaryota; Fungi; Ascomycota; Dothideomycetes; Botryosphaeriales; Botryosphaeriaceae. Gene Ontology annotation, molecular function: carbohydrate:proton symporter activity. Gene Ontology annotation, cellular component: membrane. The record is from RefSeq and is a predicted model, not a curated record.
AUGGCUGUGGGUGGUGGUUCUGCGUCGCAGUUUGACUCGGCCGCCCUGGCCCGUCGCCAGGAGCUGUCUGGAACUGCUGGACCUCUCGCGUUGGUGAAGAACCUCAAGGUCUUCGGAAUUGCCUGCUUUGCCUGUCUCGGAGGCCUUCUUUAUGGUUACAACCAGGGAGUGUUCAGUGGCGUCCUGACCAUGAGUUCAUUUGAUAGAACACUUCCUGAAUGGACCGGUGACGAACACUCGACGCGCAUGGGCUGGCUCACCAGUAUUCUUGAACUUGGCGCUUGGUUCGGUGCUCUCUACAGCAGCUUUCUCGCAGAGAUUCUCUCCCGGAAAUACGCCAUCCUGAUCAACGUUGCCAUAUUCAUCAUCGGCGUCGUCAUCCAAACUACCGCCGCUGCCGGAGGGAUCCAUCACUCUAUUCUCGGCGGGCGUUUCAUCACUGGAAUCGGUGUCGGUUCCUUGUCCAUGAUCGUGCCAAUGUACAACGCAGAGAUCGCUCCUCCUGAAGUUCGCGGUGCCCUCGUCGGUCUACAACAGCUGUCCAUCACGCUAGGCAUUAUGAUUUCUUUCUGGAUUGACUACGGAUGCAACUACAUUGGUGGAACUGGUGAGGGCCAGCACAACACUGCAUGGUUGCUGCCACUUUCUCUGCAGCUGGUUCCUGCUGUGAUCCUCGGCUGUGGCAUGCUUUUCAUGCCUUUCUCCCCACGUUGGCUGAUCCAUCAUGGACGAGAAACCGAGGCCCGUUCCGUUUUGGCUAGCUUGCGUAACCUCUCGCAAGACCAUGAACUCAUCGAGCUCGAGUUUGCAGAGAUCCGAGCUCAGUCGCUAUUUGAAAAGAAGACUUUGGCGGAAAAGUUUCCUCAUCUGUCCGAGCCCACCGCAUGGAAUACCUUCAAGCUCCAAUGGGUCGCCAUCGGCUCUCUUUUCAAGACAAUGCCAAUGUUCCGCCGCGUGAUCGUCGCUACCGUGACCAUGUUCUUCCAGCAGUGGACUGGUAUCAACGCAAUCCUCUACUACGCUCCUCAGAUCUUCAACAAGCUCGGCAUGUCGUCCAACGCUGUUUCACUUCUGGCCACUGGUGUCGUAGGCAUUGUCAUGUUCAUCGCCACGAUUCCAGCGGUCAUGUAUGUCGAUAAGCUUGGUCGCAAACCCGUCCUCAUUGUCGGGGCUCUGGGCAUGGCCAUCUGCCACUUCAUUAUUGCUGUCAUCGUCGCCAAAAAUCAGGACCAAUGGGAAACUCACCAAGCCGCUGGCUGGGCAGCCGUCGUCAUGGUCUGGCUGUUUGUCAUCCAUUUCGGAUACUCAUGGGGUCCUUGCGCAUGGAUCUUGAUUGCCGAAGUCUGGCCUUUGUCCAACCGCCCGUACGGUAUUUCUCUUGGCGCGAGUUCGAACUGGAUGAACAACUUCAUCGUUGGGCAAGUCACACCAGACAUGCUCACCGGCAUAACCUAUGGCACGUACAUCUUCUUCGGUCUCUUGACCUUCGGUGGUGCGAUCUUCAUCUGGCUUGUCGUCCCCGAAACCAAGAACCUGACGCUCGAGGAGAUGGACAUUCUGUUUGGAAGCCAGGGCACUGCGGAGGCGGAUAGGGAGCGCAUGAGGGAGGUCAACCGCGAAGUCGGCCUCGAGGAGCUGGUCCGGCAGGGCUCGGUCAGCCAUGCGGAGAAGACUGAGGUGCUGCCUGAGAAGACUGAGCACACUGUUUGA